Messenger RNA from Paraglomus brasilianum, 716 nucleotides. NCBI's taxonomy places the organism in Eukaryota, Fungi, Glomeromycota, Glomeromycetes, Paraglomerales, Paraglomeraceae. The record is from the annotation of a GenBank genome assembly.
CCCUUGAAAGAGAGGUAAACCUUGAUACUGACGAAUUCCCUGAUCAGACCAUCCCAAACGCAGACGCACCAUUAGAUUAUAUUGCACCACUAAAUAACCCAGUCGAAAACGAGGAAGUCGAACUAGAAAUUCAAUUACCAGACCAGGGACAAAAAGGUAAUAACGAACAGGUAGAAGACGAAGUAGGCGAUAAUCAAGACAAUCAAGUAGACGACGCUGAAGCAUCACAACCAUCAACCAGAGCCCCAACUCCAGAGUUAGAUAACCAAAAUCCACCAGUAGCUCCACCGGUAAUUCCUCUAGUAGUUCCACCAGUAGCUCCACCAGUAGCUCCACCAGUAGUUCCACCAGUAGCGAAUCCACCUGUACCCCCAGCGCCACCAGUUCAAGCAGACGACGAAGAAGAAAUGUCUCAAGCCACGUAUCCAGUCUUUGAUGGAACGAACCCACGUAAAUGGCUAGGUGAAAUGGAGAUAGCCUUUACUGCAAACAAUAUUCAAGCCAAUGCUAACGAACGAAGAAUAGGAUUGGCAGUCCUAAACUCUGGCCCUGCCAAAAUGUGGUAUAUCAUGUUGGCAGCGAAACCUACUACAUGGGAAAGAGCAAACCAGGUAGAUGGAUUUAAGGAGUUGUUUAUAGAAAAGUAUGCUAACGAUGACAACAGAGCGCAGGCAUCACAAUUGGCCUUUAUGAGAACUCAAAGACUAGGAGAAACU